AUGAGCGAAAGCUUGAGUAGUCGUACAAAAACUUUAACGGAAUCUAUCGAAUCGGUGUCGACUCAAGAGCCCUUGAUUCAAGAUCGAUGGACUAAUAACAUAAGUUACCGGCAACUAGUGGUAUCUUCAUGUAUCGGCAUCAUCCAAAUGUGGUGGCAUCCUUACAUAUACGACUUAAAGCGUCUUGUACCAUUUCUCUUCCUUUAUAAUGUAUUUAGCGUGUUCUUUGCAUAUCCUGCAUUCUAUAUGGAACUCGCUUUAGGAAUUGUUACAAAGAAAGGUGUUUUGAACUGCUGGGAUUUGGCUCCUGUUGCGAGAGGUAUCGGUGUUGCUAUGCUCAUAUCGUGCACAUUUAUGGCCUUAUCAUUAGGGGCAGUAAGUGCCUGGUGUCUCGCUCUAGUAGUUCAUUCCAUUCACUCGUUUCUACCAUGGCUCCACUGUGCUUCUUCUGCUCACCCGCCAUGCGCGGCGAGACAUAGACCGCUUCCGAAAGGAAGCGAAACGCCGGCGCAGUCGUUCUUUUUUAAUUUUGUAUUAAACCUAAAACGCGACGGCUUGCAAGGCGGACUCGGGAACGUGGUAUCCGAAUUGACGGUAUACUACGUUAUAUCAUGGGUGCUGGUCUACUUCGUGUCUUGCAAACGAAUAUACAGUUACUCAAAGUUGGUGCUAUUUAAAGAUCUUAUAGCUUUCUUCGUGAUUGUGAGCAGCGCUGCUGGUGUGGUCAGAUUGAAAGGGUCUUCGAGAAUGUUCUAUGAGUGCGAUUGGAGUGUCCUCUAUGAUGGUUUACAGAUAUGGCGUGAUGCUCUCGAAUAUUGUUUCGUUCAAAUGGCUUUGUCUCAAGGUACACUGGUAAUGCUCGGUUCAUACUGUCCGAAACAGAAGCACAUGCUUGCAAAUACGUCGAUGUAUGCAUUCGCGGUAUCGAAACUUAGUUGCACUGCAAGUGCACUUAUACUUGGAGCUGCUCAUGGUGCUUUGUAUAAAGAUUACGACAAUAGUACAAAUAUAUGGAAAGGCUCGUCAUCUUCAUUAAUAAUUUGGGCAGAUUAUGUAACAAGAAUACCCGGAAGUCAAUUUUGGUCCGUUCUUAUAUUUUUCACACAUUUCGUUCUCUCAAUAUCUUCCACGGCUUUAUUGGUGCAAACAAUUAUGUCAACAUUUACUGGACGUUUAGUACGAAAGAUCACAUGGGCGUUCCUUAUACUGAUCUGCGUGUUGUUCUGUUUCAUCGGAAUCAUCACUUUAUGUACACAGGGUGGCAUGUAUAUCCUUAAUUUUCUAAUGACUUGGCCUGUUUCCAAGCCACGAACGCCAAUUGCGGCAUUUGUAGCCAUAGUAAUUACCUACGUAUACGGACAGACAACGUUUUGUGAAGAUAUUUAUUUUGCCGUAGGAGAAUACCCUUGUGUAUUUCUGAGGAUUUGCUGGGCUUUAGCGCCAGUACCACUUUUGAUAUUUUUUGUGUCUGGGAUAGCUUCUUGGCCACUGGCGGAUAUUGUAGCGGGUUGGAUACCAGUGAUGCUUACUUUAGUACCCGUGGCAGUGUACAUGAUAUUUUACCUCGUUUUCAAAUUUAGAGUUCGGAAUAUUGUGGGCACUGAGAAAUGAAGAAUUAAUUAUUUAUAUUUCA
This is a messenger RNA of Vanessa atalanta (red admiral), 1633 nucleotides long. Its product is annotated as sodium-dependent serotonin transporter-like. Gene Ontology annotation, cellular component: membrane. The transcript has 12 exons. NCBI's taxonomy places the organism in Eukaryota, Metazoa, Arthropoda, Insecta, Lepidoptera, Nymphalidae. The record is from RefSeq and is a predicted model, not a curated record. The coding region runs from base 1 to 1611 and encodes 536 amino acids. Gene Ontology annotation, biological process: sodium ion transmembrane transport.